This is a messenger RNA of Mauremys mutica (yellowpond turtle), 1384 nucleotides long. RefSeq names its product charged multivesicular body protein 1B (gene CHMP1B). The record is from RefSeq and is a predicted model, not a curated record. Gene Ontology annotation, biological process: protein transport; late endosome to vacuole transport; endosome transport via multivesicular body sorting pathway. NCBI's taxonomy places the organism in Eukaryota, Metazoa, Chordata, Testudines, Geoemydidae. Gene Ontology annotation, cellular component: multivesicular body; ESCRT III complex. The transcript is spliced from 8 exons. The coding region runs from base 128 to 727 and encodes 199 amino acids.
CCGCCCUCCCUGCGCGAGACGGAAGGCGGAAGUCGGCUCCCAACAACGCCCGAGAGCCGGGUCGCGCCGAGUUCCGAUCCAGAGCGUCCGCCUUCGCCGGCCGGGCCGGGCCUGAGGAGCCGCCGCCAUGUCCAGCAUGGAGAAACACCUGUUUAACUUGAAGUUUGCUGCCAAAGAGCUCAGCAGGAAUGCAAAAAAAUGUGAUAAAGAAGAAAAGAUUGAAAAGACUAAAAUUAAGAAGGCAAUCCAGAAGGGUAAUACUGAAGUUGCAAGAAUACAUGCAGAAAACGCAAUCCGACAGAAGAAUCAAGCAAUCAAUUUCUUGCGCAUGAGUGCCAGAGUAGAUGCAGUAGCAGCAAGAGUUCAAACUGCAGUAACAAUGGGCAAGGUAACAAAAUCAAUGGCAGGAGUAGUUAAAUCUAUGGAUGCUACAUUGAAGAGCAUGAACCUGGAAAAGAUAUCUGCCUUAAUGGACAAAUUUGAGCACCAGUUUGAAACACUAGAUGUUCAGACAGCACAGAUGGAAGACACAAUGAGUAAUACUACUACAUUAACAACACCACAAAACCAAGUGGAUACGCUUCUACAGGAAAUGGCAGAUGAAGCAGGCCUUGAUCUGAACAUGGAACUACCCCAGGGGCAAACAGGUUCUGUUGGCACAAGUGUUGCUUCAGCAGAGCAGGAUGAGCUGUCACAGAGACUGGCCCGCCUACGUGAUCAAGUUUAACUUAAGUAAUCAAAACUGCGGAUCUCUGUAUAUGCUUCCAAAGCAUUCACGCUGUAUACAUCUUAUGCUGUAUGCAGUAUGCCCUGGAUGUCUAAAUAUUUGUACUAUAUGAUACUUCACUUUUGGCUUGCUGUCCUUUCUAAAUACAUUAAGAAAUUCAAAGGUAUCACAGCCCUUUAAUGGUUUUCUAGGUCUGUACAGUACAUUUUGAAGUUGGGGAUAUAUUUUUGCAAUUAUCUUUUCACAGAACCAAGCUAAAAUUCUAAGUCAACUAAUAAUGUUGGCUCAUUCUAGUUGAAGGAAAAGCUGAACACUAUUAACAUGAUAUAUAAUAUUUAAAAUUAUAAAGUGGGUUUUUAAAAUUAUGAAAAACAUGUACAGUUGGGGAACUGAUGCAUGCAAUUCUGAUGAUGGUUGCGGUUAACUUGCUUACACAGCAAAAUUCAUGGAAUACACAGAUGGACGUGUUUUUGUUAAUAAUCAUAUUAAAACAUAUAGUUGAACUUGAAUCUGUUUUUAUGGUCUUUUAAAACUACAUUACUUGCAGAACAACUUAAUGGGCCAGUUAAAAAUUAGCUACCAAAAGCUGUUUUCACCGAACUGGGAACUUGUAUAGUACCACUUCAGUACAGGAGGAAUAAAAUUUGUUUUUCAACA